Messenger RNA from Solanum stenotomum, 1195 nucleotides. RefSeq lists its product as uncharacterized. The record is from RefSeq and is a predicted model, not a curated record. Gene Ontology annotation, molecular function: glutamine synthetase activity. The transcript is spliced from 8 exons. Lineage: Eukaryota; Viridiplantae; Streptophyta; Magnoliopsida; Solanales; Solanaceae. The coding region runs from base 15 to 1124 and encodes 369 amino acids.
CAAGAAAUCAAGAAAUGGUCUUGGCUGAUAUGUUAACUGAAUCUUGUAAAGCAUGGCAAUAUUGUCCAAGAGAUGUACUUCGUAUAUUCUCUAAAAUUUUGGAAGAUGAAUUUGGUUUGGUUAUGAAUGUAGGCAUUGAAGUAGAAUUUUACCUUUAUAAGAGUGUGUUAAAGGAUGGAAAAGAAACAUGGGCCAGAAUUGACAGGACCUCUUACUGUUCUACAACAGCAAUUGAUGUUGCAUCAUUAGUGCUUCAAGAGAUUGUUGCUUCUUUACACUCCUUCAAUAUUCUAGUCGAACAGUUACAUUCAGAAGCUGGAAAAGGUCAGUUUGAAAUUGUGUUGGGAUACACUGAUUGUGGUAGAGCAGCAAAUAACUUGAUAAUUACACAUGAAGUAAUCAAAGGGGUUGCAAGGAAACAUGGGCUACUAGCAAGUUUUACCCCAAGGUAUUAUAACAAUAAUGUGUAUCCCAAGUCUCAUGCUCAUUCUAGAGAUGAGGAUGUUGGGUCAGGAUCGCAUGUACACAUCAGUUUGUAUAAGAAUGGAGAAAAUAUAUUUAUGGCAUCUAGUGAGCCAAAUAGGUAUGGGAUGUCCGUGAUCGGGGAAUCAUUCAUGGCUGGGAUAUUAGAUCAUCUUCGCUCCGUAUGUGUAUUUACGAUGCCUAUCUCUAAUAGUUAUGACCGCUUAAUACCUAAGGCACGGAAUUCAUCAUUCAUUUGCUGGGGGAUAGAAUGUAAAGAGUUACCUGUAAGAGCUUGUUGCCCUCCUGGAGCUCCAAAUGGUGUGGUAACCAAUUUUGAAUUGAAAACAUUUGAUGGAUCUGCAAACCCACACUUGGGUCUAGCUUCAAUAAUUAUUGCUGGCAUCGAUGGCAUGCGAAGAAAAUUACCAAUUCCAGGACCAGUAGAGCCAGAAUCUUAUGACUUCGAUUGGAACAACGAUGAUAUAAAACUACCAUGGUCUCUUAGAUGCGCUAUUAUCCAUAUGGAUUCAGAUAAAUGGUUUAAUGAAAUGUUGGGUAAAGAAUUUAUAUGCACCAGAGGAGGAGUUGUUGGGGAAGAGAUCGGACACGAUUUUUGUGGUGGAGACGAAAAAUACAAGCACAUUAUGUUUAAUUAUUAGGUUUUCACUUAUCUAUUUCUAACAUCACCAUGCUUUAUACUCUUCUAAUUUUAUUUCUUGUCUCAUAUUUU